AUGGCCCUUCGCUCCUGGACCCCCGACAAGGGGUUUGUCAGCGAGAAGGUCACGCGGAGUGCCUCAGUCUCCACCAGCCUCUCCCUGGAGCUAUGCACCUUCCCCAGCACUCUGGGCUCCUCCGUAGCGGCUGCCGCAUUAGAGCAGCUCCUAGUUGUGGAAAAAUCUCUGCAAGGUGAUUAUUUCACUUGCAAUGAAGAAAUUAAAACCUUCCUUAAGGACAUUACUGUCGCUGUUAAAAAAUUGGAAGAAAUGAGGAAAAAGACAAUUGAGCUUCUGGAAAUUGAGAGCAUGGAACUGAGCAGGCUCUACUUUCUGCUGGAGACUGUGCCCAACAGCAUCAACCGGGAGGUGGAAGAAUGUAUCAGAGAUGCUCGCAGAAUAAAUAUUUUUGAGCUAAAUCAAUUGAGAACCAAGAUCGAAAGGAUGGAUAAUGAAAUGGAGUUUCUGAAGAAGAGGAUAAGUGAUCUGAAGGAUGUGAAUGAAGCUCUGGGUGUAGAGCAAGCAGAGCUGGCAAAGCAGCAUGCAAAGUUUGUCCUGUCGCUGAACCAAACCCUGGAAGAGAAAGCCACAGCUACUAUUUAUAUAAAUGACACCUAUACCAAAAUAAACUUUGAGAGAAAAGAAAUAGCAGUCCAAAAACAAUGUCUGCAACAGACACAUGAGUUAAUGGAACAACAUAAAAUAGAGUAUUUGGAAAAGAAAGACCAGUUGGCUACCCAGAUGAAAGAGAUUAAACAAGUCUGUGAAACAAGGAGGAAAGAGGCAUACAGUAAGAAGAAAGAAUUGACCAGAUUACAAAAUAAAAUAAUAAAAAUGAAGCAAACAGUUACUACCAGCACAGUGAUGCUUAGUGAUCACAGUUUGGAGAUGUCGCGGCUGCAGGAAUCAUUAAGCAUUUGGGAGAGAAAGGUAGAAGACAUGAGGAGAGUUUGUGUAAGCCUGGAGGAAAAACUGUUGUUUUUUCAGAAUCACAAGGAACACAUGGAUAAUGUAUCUACUUUCAAGAAGAAUGGGAUGUUGAAUAAGAUACAACAGAUGGGGGAAAAACUACAGCAAGCCCAAUCAGAGAACAAAGAUAUCCAAGAGAGACUACACUCACUCAUGAGACAAUAUAAGUUGGUAUCGAAGGAGGAAGAUAAAGUGUUCCUGCAAAAACAGAAGAUCUAUGAUGAAAAUCAGAAACAGAUUGCACUCAUUAACCAGAAAGAAAACUUCCUAGCACAGAGAAAGCUGGACAUCAAAAACAUGGAAGAAGGAUACGGAGCCCUUCAGGAUCUCCAUCAAGCAACAAAGGAAGUGUAUCGAAAACAAAUAAAACUCAUGAGUGAGAAUCUGGAAAGAGAACUUCAAAGAAAUGUCGUUACUCAGUGGAGAAUAAGCUGUGUGAGAAAAAGGCAUGCACGUUGGCUAUUUAAAAUAAAGGCAAACAUGAAGAAGAUUAUAAGUCAAAUUGAGCUUGCAGAAGAGAGGCGAACUGCAUUACUUGAAGAGACAAAACGUAGAGAACAGGAAAUCGAUGAAUUUGUGAAGGAAAUUGAUCAACUUAAAUCAGAAUUAGUAGUAGAAGAAAAGGAAUUUGUCAAAAAAGAAAAAAGGUUAAUGCAAGAAUUAAGCAAGUAUGAGGAUUUGAUUACGAAGGAAGCACAGACGAACAAAGAGAGAGAAGAGGAACUAGUGGACAGCCUCCCACAGCUUCAGAUAGCAGAAGAGGCAUACAAAGAAAAGAACAGGAGUCUCAAGUCCCUCCACAGUGAUAUUUCAGCAAAGAAGCAAGAGGAGAAUCUAUUGAGCAACUACAUUUUCCGCUUUAGAAAGGAUAUCAUCAGAUAUUUGGACAACACGGAAAGUGUGAAGAAAGAAUUAAAACAUUUACGAGAAGUUGAAAGUAAAAAAACCAAAGAGCAUUUUGAAUUUAUAAAGAACUUGGAAAACGAAAUCUAUGUAAAUGACCAAAAGGCAACCCUUCUCAUCCUGGAAAACAAAAAAUUAAAAGAACAUCUUGACUACCUGAAGAAACAAACCCAAAUGUACAGAGAAAAGCAACAGAUAACCGUGCAGGACUCAGGUGACCUGUCCUGGCAACUGAUAGUUCAGCACAAACACUAUGGAGAUUUCCUAGCACAAUUUCAGAUCACAAUUAAGGAACUGGUGAACAUUGGAGAAGAUACCUUGCAAGAAAUCAAGACUCUAAUAGAGAAGCUGUAUUACCGGGAUGGAAGAAUCGAGGCCAUUAGUGCCUGGCUGCUGGGCGGCAUCGAGAGGCUGCAUCUCCUUAUGUUGGAGGAAUCUCCAUCUGAAAUUCUUCAUAGAAAGUACCUUGAACAACUCGGUAAUGUAGAACUUCCUGCUGCCUUGUAG
Molecule: messenger RNA, 2361 nt
Organism: Phodopus roborovskii (desert hamster)
Lineage: Eukaryota; Metazoa; Chordata; Mammalia; Rodentia; Cricetidae
Gene: Ccdc175
Product: coiled-coil domain containing 175
Exons: 19
Coding region: 1-2361 (786 amino acids)
Source: RefSeq, a predicted model, not a curated record